Molecule: messenger RNA, 5008 nt
Organism: Chondrus crispus (carragheen)
Lineage: Eukaryota; Rhodophyta; Florideophyceae; Gigartinales; Gigartinaceae
Exons: 2
Coding region: 1-4896 (1631 amino acids)
Biological process (GO): proteasome assembly
Cellular component (GO): nucleus; cytoplasm
Molecular function (GO): molecular adaptor activity
Source: RefSeq, a predicted model, not a curated record
AUGCGCACGAGGCUUUCUUCUGCAGGAGAAUCGGCACUCAAGAAGCUACCUGGCGCUGAUGUACUCUCCAGCGAAGAUCCUGGUCUCGUCGACAUGCUAUUCGAAAUAUACUUAGAUCCGUUAUCGGAGGCCCCUAUGCGAACAGUAGUACUCGGAAAGGCUUUGCUCAAGACGCCGCUUGCCGCGCAAUGCUUUCCAGAAGUCUUAGACGUGUCGAAGGCGGCGUUGUUGACCUCCGGUGUCCCUCCAAGGCUUCAUGGCCUUGGAAUGCAGUGGGUAAGCUUUUUGCUUGCACACUCAGCGGACUCAGGGCUGAGGGAAAACGCCCGGCCUUUUGUGGAGGUUAUGAUGAAGCUUGUACACAAUGCAACUGGCGAGAGUCCAAGUUUUCCGGACAAGCUGAGAGCAUUCGGAUUCACUGGCCUAGCAGAAAUGGUUAUUCGCGUCCCGGAACUUAUGGGAGAACAUGGCGUAACUGCACAGCUGUUUUUUGAGGCAGCGCAGGACAAGUCUCUACCAGCAGAGGUGCGAACUACUGCGUCACAUGCCCUCGUAGCACUUACUAGGGUUGUACGGUUUCGGCUUGGAGAUGUUUCUGAGAAGCGAGAUUCGGCACUACAGACGGUGUUCAGUACCAUCAGGAAUUCCGAUGAUAUUGCGAGCUCCGCAAGGGCUGCAGCUGUUCAGUGGGCGAAUGAGUGUUUCAGCUUUGCUGACUGCGAUGCCCGACUGGUCAACAUAAUUGCUUGCGCCGAUGUCCGGCAGGACGUGCGACAGCAUGCCAGCUACGGCCUAUCUCCUAAACGGUGGCGAGUGAAAACGGAAUUUGGUGGCGAUGAUGGCAGCCCCGUGGAGAGUACAGAGCGUCCUCUCUUGAUGCAGAUUGUGCAAUGCUACGACAGCUAUAGUGGUCCAAAGAUGGGCCCAAAGAGUAUCGGCGCCUAUUUAUGUUUUGGGCUGACUUCAUUGAUUCAUUCCAUUUUGAAUGGAAAGUCCAAAGCCCUCCUGCAGGCUGGUGUCAUAGAAGCAUUUCUUGAGAAGAAUCCUGAAAAUCUCAAAGCUCUUACUAUGCUAAAAGAUACAGCCCAAGAAGCUCUUUUGGCAUCGCUUCAAUCAAAGGUAGCUGGGCUCGAACGGGCUACACUAGUUGUCAUUCUGUUUGCUUCAAAGAUAAAUUCUUUGAGGCCAUACGUGUCGCGGACCUAUGCUGGCCUGAUUUUGGAAAUACUCUCUCUCUUGCAGAAAAAGUCUGCAGCCGGAGACAUGCAAGUUGCACGGGCUUUGUCAAUCCUCAUCGGAAUUGCGUCAGAGAGCAUGGACGAACAGGAUCUUUUUGCCAUGAUAAUGAAAAUAGGAAGUGGACUUGAGCCUAAGGAGUCUGGCGCGGCAUCUGGCAGAUUCGGUGAAGAUGAAAGAGUUGCGAAAACACUUGCCCUUGGCCAAAUAAUUGCACGUACGUCGCGUCGCGAUGGCUUUUCAUUCCAUGCAGAGACAGCUGAUAAAGUGAGCGCCAUAUGCCUGCAUGUCACGAGGCGUUUGACACUGGCUGUCGAAUCUUCAAACGCAGUACGAACGGCUGCUUGUGUAGCUGUUGGAGAUAUCGGCAUCCACGGAGCGCUUCCCAUCCCUCAAACCCCCAGAGAGGUAACUAUUAGUUCUUUGGCUGGAAUCCUCAAAUCACACAACUCUGACGCUCGUCUCGUAGAGACUGCUGCAGAUUCCAUUGGAAAGAUAUGCGUCGGGGAACCACGCCGGUCCUUCAAGAGAAUUGCCGUCGAAGCCUUGUUGACUGUGUGCAAGGAUCGAAAGGAAGAUGAAAUCCGGUUCACUGCUGGGGAGAGUUUGGUUCGAUGUGCGUCUGGAUGUGAUGCACCAAGUCCUGUGUUGGAUGGCGCUGAUGAGCCCAAUGCGAUUCCAUCGUCCCAAAGCUCGGUCAUGGGGGACUUGACAUUGAUUAUGAAUGUAAAGACCGACUUAACAUUGAUCAGAAAUGUCAACUGUGAUGACGAGGGCGAGAAGUGGAAACCCUCUAAUAUUGAGGAGGUAACGAGGGCGCUCAUCGAAUUGUCACAGGAUGAAAGACCAGGUGCCAGGGCAGGAGGUUGUGUCUGUCUGUUUACACUUCUGAGGUUGCUUGGGCCAAAGACAAAGGGCAGGGCUUCCCCCGAGCUCCAGUUUGGUUCAGCGGAUGACGAAACUAGGUUCCAGGACAAGCAAAAAAUAUUGUCUGGUCUGCUACCUGAAAUCCAACAAGCGUUUACAGUUUUGCUUGGAGAUCGCGAUGAUUUUGUGCAGCAGAUGGCCUCUUGUGGCGUUGCGCUUGUCUACGAAAUGUGCCCGCUCAAUCAGCAACAGGACUUGGUUUCUACUUUAGUCCGCUCUUUGACGUCUGGGAAAGCACGAGCAGCAUCGACUGUGCCUGGGGAUCAAGGAGCGAUUUUGGAACUUGGGGGAUUGAACACUUCAGAGAAAACUGUGGGAAGGUCAGCUACGUACAAGGAGCUGUGCACCAUUGCUCAAGACAUGGGGCAGCCAGAGCUUGUUUAUAAGUUUAUGGACUUGGCAGGGCACGCAGCUCUUUGGAACAACAGAAGGGGAGCAGCCCUCGCAGGUGGUGCCUUGCUGGACAGUGGAGCAGCUGCUGAACAGCUCCGUCCACAUGUCAAAACUCUCCUUCCGAAACUAUACGUGUACUGUUAUGAUCCGACAGAGCAAGUCCGCAUUGCCAUGGGGUCUGUUCUUAAGGCGGUCGUCAAGGCCUCGGAUUUAGGAACUAUUGCUGAAGCGAUAUCUGCACAUUUCAACAUCGUGAUCCGCUACUGCUUGAAUACAAUGACGGUUCGUCAAUGGCGAAGCAGAGAAGCCGCGUGUAGUGCCCUUAGAGAUGCACUUGUGUCCAGAACAUGGCUACAGAUGAAGGACAUGCUUGCAGAAAUAUGGGUUAUCACGUUGCGUGCACUAGACGACAUCAAAGAGAGUGUGCGGAAAGCUGCGGGAGGGACAGGCCGUUCAUUGUCGGAGCUUUCAGUCCAUUUGUGCAACCCCGCACAGGUAGGCGAGGAAAUUGCAGCAGAAGCUAUGAAAGUUGUCAUCCCGGGUAUUCUCGCUGCCUUCACGCAUCAAGUGGACGAAGUGCGAUUAGUGGCAACAAAAACCUUAACAGAAGUGAUUAGGCACGGAGGAAGCUCUUUGACAUCAUCGGUACCGAAUCUAGUUGAGGCGCUACUGGAAGCUGCCACCGAGCUGGAACCAGGGAUACUGAAUUACGCCCAAUUUCACGUGGACGAAAAAGAAGAACUGCAGAAAGCCAGAGUGGAAUUUGCGUCAAGCUCUACAUCAUCGAUAAUGGAUUCUUUAGAUCGACUUGCAGGAUUUGUUGACGAGUCCAUAGUCGCAAAGCUAAUACCAAAGCUGAUCCGCCUAUCCAGAAUAGGCGUCGGUAUUCCGACGCGCGCGACAACAGCAAAGUUCUUUUCAACAAUACUGCGGUCUCGCGCGAUUGUAGUAGAGCCGUACGCGGCAAGGCUCAUGAACGCAUCUUCUGCAGCAGCAGGCAUGGAACGGGAUAUGAAUUUGAGGGAGCUAUGGUGUUCUGCUGUCGGAGGUGCAGCCAAGCUGUCAAAUACUGAAGAAGUAGGACAGCUUGUUGAGAGAAUUGUUUACUACGCAGGAUCCGAAGAUGCUCGAGAUCGAUCACUGGCAUCGUCUCUGGCGGUGGGUCUCUGGAGAAAGUCUCCUGACACCGCCCGUCAGCACGCUAGUCUUAUGCUUCCUAUCGCCUAUAUGGGUCGUUACGAAACCGAUGACGAUGCGAAAGGAGCUGGAGCAAACUGGAAAGAAGUUUGGAGCGAGGGUGCGCCCAGCACGGAGGCAGGGCUUCGGCUAUAUGCAGAAGAAAUCACGGACAUCUGUGUUGGACGACUCGCGAAGUCAUCACAAUAUCGCGUGAAGCGAAGUGCGGCUGCGGCUUUGGGUGCACUCGCGGAUGCAUCCAAUGAGACUGUGGACGUAAAAUAUCUUGCUAAGUCGGCAAAAGCCCUGAUGGCAGCCUUGCCAGGCCACAUUUGGGAGGGAAAGAUUGUUGCACUGGAAGCAGUUGGAACGAUUGCCAAAGCUUACUCAAAUUUAGACGUGUGGCAGACUUCGGGUGGUGCGGACGCUGUCGUACGAACUCUACUGCAAGAAUGCAAGCGUGGGAGAAAAGACUAUCGAUUGGCUGCGAUCGAAUCAGCGACGAAGUUACUCGAGAAAUGCCGUGAUGACUUGGAUAUGUUCGGGGAAGUAAAUUCCCAUGUCUCAGAAUUGUGGGCGCCGGAGACGACGAUGGAAAAUGAGUCUGUGGUGGGUGCUCAUGCUAUUUGGGAGACGGGAUCUGAUGCGGAUAUUGUGGAUGCCCGGAACAAGGCACGGAAAGCGCGAAGAGGCCUGUGUGUAGCGGCAAUUGGAUGCCAGGAGGCCGCACUAGCAAGUGGAAAGAGAGCGGAUAGACAGGUUGAACAUAUUGAGAGCUUAAUGGCAAUGUUUGAGAGUGUUGAGACAGGGCAUUGGGAGGUGCGGUUAGGGGUGCUCGAGGCUGUGCAGCGGGUGGUGAAGCGUUUGGACGAGGGAGUGCUGUUUGGGCAUUCUGGACACAAUGGGAGCACGCGGUUGACAGUGAGGAUCGCUAAACUCGCUGAGUUCGGCGUGAUCGAUGUCAAGUAUGCAAAGAUCCGAGUGAGUGGGUUUUCAGUUUUGACGGUUCUUGGGGAGAGUCUCAAGGAUAAGGGCCAAGUGAUUAACUUCCUGUCUGAUGAAGUGCAAAGCCAAGCAAUGCAGGCUGCAAGGAAAACUGAUACGGAUCCUGCAGUACAAAAGAGUGCCAGGAAAGUCUGCGCGAUUUUCCAUCUCCAGGAAUGAGAUUGCACUGCAAUGAGCAAUUUAGUUGCGUGUUGACACGUGUUCGCCGCAGUAAGAGCACCCCUACUGGUUUAGUUAUAUUUCGAGGUUAAAUAUGAGAAAUUUAGCGUUU